This is a messenger RNA of Trichobilharzia regenti, 798 nucleotides long. The record is from the annotation of a GenBank genome assembly. Lineage: Eukaryota; Metazoa; Platyhelminthes; Trematoda; Strigeidida; Schistosomatidae.
AUGACGAAGUUCAACUUAGCAAAGCUGAGAAAAGUGCUUGGUGCGCCUCAGAAGCAUGUGAAACGUCACAAUAAAAAGCUAGAAAAAAUAGUUAGGGGAAAGAAACGUGAAAGUCGAAAAGAUAGUCUCGACUCAUUAAUAAAUGCAUCAAUGUUCCGGUUUUUGAAUGAAAAGCUGUACAACUGUUCCAGUAAGGAAGCAGCAACUUUAUUCAAGGAAGAUCCUGGAGCAUUUGGCAUAUACCAUGAGGGGUACAAACAACAGUUGUCACAGUGGCCUCAAGAUCCUCUCAUAUGGGUCAAAGACGAAAUAAUGAAGCAGACUUCAGGUUCCAAUAAAAGAUUGAAAAUAGCAGAUCUUGGCUGUGGUGAUGCUCGGCUAAGUCAUAUGCUUCCCAAUGAGCAUAAGGUCUACUCAUUUGAUCUAGUCUCUGUCAACGAACGUGUCACCGCUUGUGAUAUGGCUCACACACCCCUUAAGACGAAUGAAGUUGAUUUCGCAGUAUUUUGCUUAUCUUUGAUGGGAACUAAUUGUUCGGAAUUUCUGUAUGAAGCCAAUCGAAUUCUUAAGUCUGAAGGUGUGCUGGUGAUCGUAGAUGUGGCGAGUCGAUUCGAUGGCAAAUUCAAUGAUUUUUUGAAAAAGCUCAAGCGUUAUGGAUUCUCUAAACAAUUUUCAGAGACAACAAAUGAUACAUACUUUGUCCGAGCUCUCCUUCGUAAAGUAUCUUCUUGUACUUCCGAGCCCGUAGAAAGUUUACCUAAGCUAAUCUUGAAGCCUUGUUUAUAUAAGAAGAGAUGA